Ipomoea triloba (trilobed morning glory) is the source of this 1678-nucleotide messenger RNA. Its product is annotated as scopoletin glucosyltransferase-like. The record is from RefSeq and is a predicted model, not a curated record. Gene Ontology annotation, molecular function: UDP-glycosyltransferase activity. The transcript has a single exon. The coding region runs from base 152 to 1609 and encodes 485 amino acids. NCBI's taxonomy places the organism in Eukaryota, Viridiplantae, Streptophyta, Magnoliopsida, Solanales, Convolvulaceae.
AAAAAGACAAUAAUAUUUACGUUUUACAAUGUGUUUUUUUUUUUCCUAAAGAUCUGAUCUUGGAUAUUGUAAAGUAGUAGUAUUAUAUAAAUAGCAAUACAUUAUUAUCACGCUAAACAGAACACAGGAAGGGAGUCAACUGAGAAAUUUCAUGGCCAUUAGAAUGGGUGAGGGUGAGCUCCAUGUUUUCUUCUUUCCCUUCAUGGCUCAAGGCCACAUGAUUCCUAUUCUAGACAUGGCUAAGCUCUUCGCUUCACGUGGCGUCAAGGCCACCAUAAUCACCACCCCUUUAAACCAACCCGUUUUCUCCAAAGCCGUGGAAAAGUACGCGCAGUUGGGGUUCCAAAUCCAGAUCCGUUUGCUGCAAUUCCCCGGCGUCGAUGUUGGCUUGCCGGAAAGUUGCCAGCGUCUUGAUCAAAUCCCCUCCGAUGACGGACUCCCCAGAUUCUUUAACGCCUGCGAGAUGCUCCAAGAGCCGCUUGAGCAAAUCUUACGAGAGCUCCGUCCCGAUUGCCUCGUCGCCGAUAUAUUUUUCCCCUGGGCUACAGAGGCGGCGGCCAAGUUUGAUAUCCCAAGAUUGAUCUUUCACGGGUGCAGCUACUUGGCCAUGUGUGCCACGGAUAGCCUUGAAACUCACAAGCCUUUCAACGAUGUUUCAUCUGAUUCUCAACUUUUUACGAUUCCCAAUCUUCCUCACGAGCUCAAACUCACCAGAUUGCAAGUUUCUCCUUUCGAACGCAGCAAAGUUGAAACUCCCUUCACAGAUAUCUUGAAACGCAUUAGUGAAUCAGAGGAAACAAGCUAUGGUGAAAUAUUCAACAGUUUCUAUGAGCUGGAACCGGAUUAUGCUGAGCAGUACAAGAAUGUUCUGGGGAGAAGAGCAUGGUCAGUUGGGCCCCUUUCCCUUUACAACAGAGACGUAGAAGAUAAAGCUCAAAGAGGGAAGAAAUCGUCAAUCGACGAGCUAAAAUGCCUGGAAUGGCUGGAUUCCAAGAACCCCCAUUCCGUGGUUUAUAUCUGUUUCGGAAGCGUGGCAAAUUUCGCUCCGUCUCAACUCCAGGAAUUGGCACUAGGGAUCGAGGAUUCAGGGCUGGACUUCGUGUGGGUGAUCAGGAACAAGAGCGAAGAAGACAACGGAUCAGAGAAAUGGAUGCCGGGAGGAUUUGAGGAGAGAACGAAAGGGAAAGGAUUGAUCAUAAGAGGCUGGGCUCCCCAAGUUCUGAUUCUUGACCACCCAGCCAUAGGGGCAUUCGUGACCCAUUGCGGAUGGAACUCGAUCCAGGAAGGAGUGUGUGCAGGGGUGCCUAUGGUGACAUGGCCACUAUUCGCGGAGCAGUUCGUGAAUGAAAAACUUAUGACUGACAUUUUGCAGACUGGAAUUGGAGUUGGGUCGAAAGAGUGGAAGUUAUCAGACAACGAUGGUGUGAAGAGAGAAGCCAUUGCAGAGGCAAUCAAGAAGGUGAUGAUUAGUGAAGAAUCGGAGGCGAUGAGGAACAGAGCAAAGACAAUGAAAGACAAGGCAAGGAAGGCAAUCGAGGAAGGAGGAUCGUCUUACUUAGAUUUCAACUCUUUGUUGGAUGAACUCAGAGCUUACCCUGCAAAACACUAACCUUAAAACAACUACUGUGGUAGAAAUUGGAAACUGUUAGUUUGUUUUUAAGUCAAAAUUUUUACAGAA